Molecule: messenger RNA, 1807 nt
Organism: Synchiropus splendidus (mandarinfish)
Lineage: Eukaryota; Metazoa; Chordata; Actinopteri; Syngnathiformes; Callionymidae
Product: oocyte zinc finger protein XlCOF6.1-like
Exons: 2
Coding region: 468-1655 (395 amino acids)
Biological process (GO): regulation of transcription by RNA polymerase II
Cellular component (GO): PcG protein complex; transcription regulator complex
Molecular function (GO): RNA polymerase II cis-regulatory region sequence-specific DNA binding; DNA-binding transcription factor activity, RNA polymerase II-specific
Source: RefSeq, a predicted model, not a curated record
UCUAACUCAAUGAGGCAAAAUCGAACACCUACACGAAACCCCUACUGAUCUGAGGAACCCAGUCGCGGGGCGGGGACGACCCUCUCUCUUGCCCUGAAGGUUUCUGCCCCUCAUCCAGCAGUGAGCGAUGGCCGACCGUCAACCUUGUUCUCUAACUCGGCCUUAACGAUUUCGAGCACCCAGAGGAUUUAUCAGGCUGCAGCGGCCAACUGAUCAUAGACAAACAGUCGGAAACUCAGGCCUGAAGACAUUAAUGAUGAUUCGGAACAAAAACUAAACGCACCUUCGUUUUCCAAAGCCGCCAUGUUGCUUAUGCCAGUGGUGUAACACUUUAUUGGAUCCGGCGGCGUUAUCAAGAGGGAACGGUUUCCAGUCGGAGCCUUAACAUUGUGACACCGAUGGAAGUAAACAAAUGGGCGCUUCCGUGAACUGAGGAUUCUAUUCUAAAUCAAAAACAUUUUGUAGUGAUGGAGAAACAAGAAACGAUUGACUGUGAAAUUAAAAUCGAGAGAAAGGCUGCUGCCCAGUCAGGAAAGCGAGCAGACCUCCAGCAGCAACCAGAGAGUAAUAAGGAGACUCUCUUUGAAGAGAAGGACUGGAGCAGCAUUCUGGACCAUAGUGGAGCAGAAUCGCCUCAGGUUAAAGAAGAAGAGGAGGAGGAAGAUGUCACUAAAUUCCCCCUCAGUAUUGUUGUUGUAAAGAUGGGUGAUAAUGAGGAUGAAGGCAAGGAAGAAUUUCCACAAAGCAGUUCUGCUCAACACAUGAAAUCAGAAGCAGACGGAGACGACUGUGACGAAAAGGAGAGCAGCUUAGAUUCUGGCUCACACUUACUUGCCAGGUCACUCUCCUCUGAAAUGGACACAGAUGACAGUGAAGACUGGAGGGAAGCUGCUAAUGCUCAAUCAAGUUCAAACGAUUUGGAAACUUUAGACGUCUCUGUCAGUGAGAAAACAGAUGAUGCUGCGGAUAAGUCACUCAUCUGCCCAGAUUGUGGGAAGAAAUGUUCCUCCAAGUCUGGUCUCACUCUGCACAAUCAAACCUGCACUGGACAAUCUUUAUCCUGUUUAUUUUGCGGGAAAUCUUUUACUCAGAGGGGACAUCUUCAGACUCAUUUGAAAAUUCACACAGGAGAAAAACCUUUUUGCUGCUCAGAAUGUGGAAAAUGUUUUAAUCACAAGGGAGACCUCAAGAAACACAUGCGAACGCACACGGGAGAAAAACCAUUCAUCUGCCCAAAAUGUGGAACACGUUUUGUUCAGCGGCAUCAUCUGAAGAAUCACAUGAGGAUUCACACCGGCGAGAAACCCUUCUGCUGCUUAAAUUGUGGCAAGCGUUACAAUCGGAAGGGCGACCUGAAGACUCACAUGAGAAUUUACACUGGCGAGAAACCCUUCAGCUGUUCAGAAUGUGGCAAAUGUUUUAAUCAGAGAAAUAGUUUGAAGAGACAUAUGAGAAUCCACACAAGAGAGAAACCAUUUCGCUGCACGGAAUGUGGGAAAUCUUUUAACCAGCGGCAUCAUCUGAAGACUCACAUGAGAAUCCACACAGGAGAAAAACCAUUUUCUUGCUCAAAAUGUGGCAACUGCUAUUAUCGGAGAGAAGAUCUGAAGAGACACAAGCGAAGUCACAUGGAAGAAACAAGCAGCACUCCAUAACUGAGACCUUAGAGGUCAAGCUGUGAUGAUGAAGAGCAUGUCUGAAAGCAUAUUUAUAUAAGAAGUCACUUUGUACGAUCUGCAUAUGGUUGCAUCUGAAAGAAAAAGCACUACUUGUAGACAGUUUGGCCCUUCUCAUUAGUUUAUUUGCU